AUGGCCAAAGCCAUCGAGGCCAAGUCUUUAAGCGAUAUCAACGAUACUGCAAAUAAUCCACCACAAUACUUCGAAUCAGCUGCGGGGGCGAAGAAGCAGGACCCCCUCGUUUUGUACAUCUCACGUGUGGUGGGGUUAAACGUUGUCAUUCUCUCCCCCGUUAUACCAAACGAGAGGGUCGUCUCGGCCGAGGAUGUCAAAAGCGCUCUGUAUCUGGUGCAUGUAGACAAUCCUGUCCCUGCGCCAGUUCGAGGUGAAGCCGAAUGCAGAUCUAGCCAGGACACCCGCCGGCUCCCCCAGUCGAUCAUUCCACGAAGACCUGUUGGUGGCUCGGACCGUCCACUGACCCCCGAAAGUUCGCCAAGUGCAAGUCAAAGCCACCAGCCCUCUGCAAUAGAAGCUCCAGGACGGACUCUUUAUGGAUUGCACACAGCUAUGCCGCCGAAAAAGCCCGUUGGGUCCCAGUCUUCGCCUAGGACAUCAACCGAAACAUCGGCUUCCGCUCAAAUCGUAUCAAAAGACUCUUCUGAUCCACAAGAGCCUUCUGGGAAUACGCAAACGCACUGUAUUAAUUCAAUUUCAGUGCCUCGGCCGGAUACAUCUCUACCACCUACUAACUCUGCCAAUCAAAGCUCCCUUUCAAACUCACAGCCUAUAUCACAAGCCCACAGCAGAUCUCCGUCUCCACGGAAGCACAGCACAGCUUCUACUGAUAUGCCUCUGACGCUGACGUUGACCCGACAAAAUCCCGCCGCCCAGAAGUGGACAGUUGGAUAUAUUAGGCUGCCCGAGCUAGAAUCGUCUUCGGGAGAUGGCGACACGGCUUCAACGUCGACCACAAGUCCAAUGCAGCAUCACCCAAUAGACAUUGAAAUAAUACAAUCUGGAUACGCCAAAUUUCGCGAGCAUUGUGUCAGGAAAUAUAGCCCGACGGAAAGCGGCGACUUGAAAGCUGCAGCUGGGUCCACGGCACGAGGGAGCAUGGAUCAUCAAAGCUCAAUGUACGGAAACAAGGAGGCCUUCUAUCGUCGAGUCGCCAUGAACUACUCCAAUUCUUUGUUGACGAACGCGAAGGAGUUCGCCAGGAAUUUGACACGUAACAGAAGUGACAGCGCUGCAUCGGUAUCAUCGUACAAAAGCGACACUGCUGUAAAGCCAGACACCAUUUGUACAUUCGGAUCGCCGCCAGAGGGCAUGAAAGCCCGCGGAUACACAUUUGUCAGUCCAUGGGAGGGCCAAUGUCACUUCUCAACGGGGAAACAUGGAAACAGUCUCCAGUGUUUUUACAUACCCCCCGCGACGGCCACCGUCUACAGCAAUUCCCUGGUCAAAACUAGUCACUCGGAAUCCACACUGAUCAGUACGCUGAGUUACAAUCUUGCGCUUUCACCGGUCCAAGCCAAGGGACCCACGGGAGUACUUGGAAAGGUCAUAGACUGCUGCAGCAAAUCGAGAAAGAGCAAUAUUCCCUCUGACUCUCGCUACGAGUCAUCCUUCACUAGCCUUGGGGCUGAGCGAGCCGGCGGCGGUCUAAAUGGCAGGGAAGCAAAACUGGCCACGUUAACUAUUUAUGACGAUGGUUUGAAGAUGCUUGAUCUGUUAGUGGCAGCCAACAUUGGAGUAUUUUGGAGAACUUGGGAGAAGUUUGCUCCCGCUUCCACUGAACAGAAGCAUGUCUCUGAGGCGCAGAUUCCGUUUCCAUCCAUCGAAGAUCACAGUUGA
This is a messenger RNA of Metarhizium brunneum ARSEF 3297, 1722 nucleotides long. RefSeq lists its product as uncharacterized. Lineage: Eukaryota; Fungi; Ascomycota; Sordariomycetes; Hypocreales; Clavicipitaceae. The record is from RefSeq and is a predicted model, not a curated record.